This is a messenger RNA of Oppia nitens, 493 nucleotides long. Its product is annotated as cysteine-rich venom protein 1-like. Lineage: Eukaryota; Metazoa; Arthropoda; Arachnida; Sarcoptiformes; Oppiidae. The coding region runs from base 147 to 446 and encodes 99 amino acids. The record is from RefSeq and is a predicted model, not a curated record. The transcript has 2 exons.
GAAAAGCCAUUUGCAAAUAAAUUUUUGCUAAUAGUAGUCAUUAAAAAAAUUAUAAAUUAUUAAAAUUUAAAAAAGCAAAUUAAUAUUUUAAUUUUAACCUAGCUCAAUUUUGUUUAAACUACAAAACAUUUAUUAUUUCGAUAAUAAUGAUGAAUAAACUAGUAUUGAUUGCAACUUUUGCUUUCAUUAUUAAUGUUGUCUCUAUUGAAUCAUUUUUCACAGGAUCAUAUCGUCUGAACUGUGAUCCAAAGAGACAGGAAUACCAAUCAUGUGGUACUAUGUGUCCGACUACCUGUCAAGAUGUUGUAAGCACUGGAGACUACAUAAAGGCAUGUCCAAUGGCCUGUAGGUCCGGCUGUUUCUGUAAGGAACCGUAUGUGCUUGACCACAAGGGUGGCAAAUGUGUACACAGGUCAACAUGUUUAAUAGAUUCACUACCAAAAUAAUGAUUUAAAACAACAUUAUUAUAUAAUAUUAUAUAUAAUAUUAUAAU